Messenger RNA from Cylicostephanus goldi, 1280 nucleotides. Lineage: Eukaryota; Metazoa; Nematoda; Chromadorea; Rhabditida; Strongylidae. The record is from the annotation of a GenBank genome assembly.
AUGAAAUCUGAAAAUUUAGCUUAUUCAUUCUUAUGGGCUCCAGUAACACCGUUGCAGGCUCUUCUGGAAACGGCAGCGUCAUUGGCCAGCAUUCCAGCUUUCGUGCCUUACCUCGUCAAACCAUAUACGAAGGGCGCAAAAUCCAUUGCUAAGGAGCUUCUCAUACCUUUCAAGGAAAUCAUGUCCUCAUACAACUCUACAUGGAAAGAACAAAUGGGUUCUCCCGACUUUAGGAUGGUCGAAUUUAUUAGAAAAACUGAAUCUUACGCUGAGGUGAGAAAUUCGAAUAUAUUGGCUACCUGCGGAGAUAUCAUCUUGAAAGCGGCUCGUGAGUAUGAACGAACAUUGCCUGAUGAAGAACGUAUAAGAACGGCCUCGGUGAUCCGACCUCCUUCUACACCAAUAGAAAACAAGGAUGAAAUGCUCGAUUCAGCUGAUCUAUCACUACUGUACGGGAAGGCUCUCAAGCAUCUUCAGAUGCAGUUUAUAGGAGAUUAUGGCAAGCUAGUCACUCCUUAUACAUUCAAGAAAGACAUUCGCAACACCAAUCCAUUCUCACCAUCAUUACGCGAAAGAACAAAACGAAUAGCAAAAGAACUUGCCUCGAUGCCGAACGCUCUACCGCUCAAUGCAAGCAAUAGCAUAUUUGUAUGCGUCGACGAAGGGCGAUGUGACAUAAUCAAGGUUCUCAUAUCCGGCCCCGAUGACACUCCUUACGCAAAUGGGCUCUUUGAGUUUGACGUAUUCUUCCCCACCAGUUACCCGUACUCACCUCCGAAGUGCGCCUUUUUGACAACUGGAGCAGGGAAUGUUCGAUUCAACCCCAAUCUCUACAAUGACGGAAAAAUCUGCCUUUCGAUCCUAGGAACUUGGGAAGGACGCCCUGAGGAAAAAUGGAGCUCAUACUGUUCAUUGAUGCAAGUGCUUGUUAGCAUACAGGGGCUUAUUUUCGUCAAGCAUCCAUAUUUCAACGAACCUGGUUUCGAGAAGUAUCAAGGAACGGAAAAAGGCGAUGACUAUUCCAGAAAGUACAAUCUGCAGAUCGAGCAUGCUACACUCAAUUAUGCCAUACGAGAUCAACUGAAGAAUCCUUCGGAGUAUUUCAAGAAAGUGAUUCUACGGCAUUUCUGGCUAAAGCGUCACGCGAUCAUAAAACAAGCAAAAAAUUGGAUAGUUGAGAUGAGGAAGGACGUAGCAGAGGCGGAACGAAACCCAAAAAGGAGGGAAAGCCUCACAUUUGAGAGUCUCUACAAUCCCUACCAACAGGUCUGUGGCUAAGC